UCCAACGCAUUUGUAUUUUUUGCUGUGUGUCAUCCAUCGGUGACGCAUUCAGCUUUCACAUUUUAUUUCGCGAUAUCUUUCUUGAGAGGAUUAGCUAAUAUUGAUCGGGUCUGUCUGACCCUUUCACUUGUUGCUGCUUGCAAGUUGCAACCGGAAAUACAGUUAGCAACCAGAAGUACGAUGACCGUCCCCGGCGGGGGUUUGUGCAGCAGGAAACCGCGUCAGCGACUCCCACCCUUAGGUGGCGUUGUGUUUCAAAAAGCCUCAGUGAGCCAUGUGCGACUCCAUGAUGCCCCCCGAUCGCGGCGCAGUGGAUCCAAUUCUGCACGAAGAGGAACUAGCAAUCCGCGAUGUGGACUUCGUUGUUGGACGGGAUCAUGGCCAAGAGAAAAUCUUCUCUGCAUCCAAGGCUGCGUUGGCCAAUGUGAGUCCUGUAUUUUGGGCCAUGUUCUACGGACAUUCCAGCGAACCUGCUGCCAACAGGGUCCAGGUUCCUGAUGCUCUACCGGAUGCCUUUUCCCAUAUGCUCAGGAAGCCAUGUGCAGUGUCGUGAGGAUCCACUGCCCAAUCUCAGCCCGCACAACGUCUUCGCCACGAUGAACGUCGCCAUGAAGUACCAGCUGCCAGCGCUGCUGCAACACUGCAGCGAGUUCGUCAGUCACAGUCUGCGCGCCAGCAACUGUCUGCUCUUCCUCGAUAACGCCGUUCUAUGGGGCGACGCGGAGUCUCUCAGAAUGUGCAUGGAGAUGGUGGACGCCUACAGCGAAGUGCUUUUCUUGGAGGACUUUGCAGGGCUGCAGCAUGAGACGCUGAUGAUGGUGCUCCGACGCAAUACCCUGGCCGCCAAUGAAGACAGCGUCUACAAGGCCGCCGAGAGUUGGGCGUUUGCGGCCUGCGCUCGCAACAACCUGGAUCCAUCCCCCUUCAACCGGCGCCAGGUGCUGGGCAGUGCCUUCCGCCUCAUACGUUUCCCGCUCCUAACCGAUGCUCUGCUCAGUGACGCCUUCAUGGAGCUGGGUUUGCUGUCCCAAGAAGAACUGGCGCAAAUAUAGUGCUAUAAGAACGCCACGAUCAAACCAUCCCUCCCAUUCCCCACCGCACCCCGUCAACCUCCCGUUAUUCGUGUCGCCAACAUGGAGUUCA
Molecule: messenger RNA, 1143 nt
Organism: Paramacrobiotus metropolitanus
Lineage: Eukaryota; Metazoa; Tardigrada; Eutardigrada; Parachela; Macrobiotidae
Product: BTB/POZ domain-containing protein 2-like
Exons: 7
Coding region: 498-1052 (184 amino acids)
Biological process (GO): neurogenesis
Cellular component (GO): cytosol
Source: RefSeq, a predicted model, not a curated record